UAUUUACUUUAAUCAAAAGCAAAUGACUUAGGUAAUUUAGUUCUCUGCUGUUUUCAAACCCAUCAGCUUUCAGCUGUCUCUUUUUUGGCUGUCAUUUCUUCUUCACUGUAGCUUUUCUUAUUCUUCAUUCCAGUCUGGCUGGUUAACACCAUUAAAAGGGAUCACACCCUGAUGUAGUUUAGAAUAGGAUUCAAAAUUUGUAGUAAACUUUUAAGUUCUUUAAAUGGAGCAUUUUGAAAUGCCUCACCCCCCCCCCCCAGGGAUUCUAAAAGCACGUUAGGUCACAUAUAUGUGUGUGUGCAUGCAUGUAAACACUCACACUCAACUCACUCUAAGACAGCUGGACCUUGAUGCUAUUUGAAAACUGGCACUCUGCCAGAAAGAGGGCUGGGCUGCUGUUCUUGAAAAGAAACACCAUACUUCCUCUGCUUUUGUUGACUGAAAUGAUGAUGCUUAUAUUGUUUGAAUCUAACUGAGGAACCUGAGAGUGCAUAUAAAAUUGGUGAUCUUUUGUAGUAGAUAUAAGUAGCACAAUACUGGGAACUGAGUCCCAUUCGAAAAUUUUUUAGGUUUGUGGAUAACACUUCCUCUCCCUGCUCCCUCCCCCUUCAGCUCCUACAGAGGUGAGGGAGUUUCUCAUUCAUUCCCAGGGAGGGAACAGUGUGAGAGGAACACUAGCAGCUUCUCUGCUAGCAGAAGAGAGAAGGGACUCUUUAUGUUGGCGGGUGCCACAUCUAUGUGGGCUUCCUGCUGUGGACUGCUGAAUGAGGUCAUGGGAACUGGAGCUGUCAGGGGACAGCAGUCAGGAUUCGCAGGAGCCACUGGUCCAUUCAGAUUUACACCAAACCCUGACUUUUCCACCUACCCACCAGCAGCUACAGAAGGGCCUAAUAUAGUUUGCAAAGCCUGUGGGCUUUCAUUUUCAGUCUUUAGAAAGAAGCAUAUCUGUUGUGACUGCAAGAAGGACUUUUGCUCCAUUUGUUCGGUCUUACAAGAGAAUCUCCGUAGAUGUUCUACUUGUCACUUACUACAGGAGACGGCCUUUCAGCGCCCUCAGUUAAUGCGAUUGAAAGUGAAAGAUCUACGGCAGUAUCUCAUUCUUAGAAACAUCCCAAUUGAUACUUGUCGAGAGAAGGAAGACUUGGUCGAUCUAGUGCUCUGCCACCAUGAACUAGGCUCUGAGGAGGACAUGGACACAAGCAGUCUGAAUUCUUCCAGGUCCCAGACGGCUAGCUUUUUUACACAUCCAUUUUUUACAAACUAUACAGCCUCCUCUGCUACUGUAUCUCUGCCGUUCCAGGGAGAGCUUAUGGAUGGAAACCGGACUUCAGGAUCUGGAGCGCUGGCACAGGUACACAGUGAAAUAGCUUCAGCAAACACUGAUGAUGAUGAUGAUGAUGAUGAUGACGAUGAUGAUGACGAUGACAAUGAGGAUGAAGAAAACUUGGAGGAGCGGACCCCUGGUCUCUCUAGAAAGAGAGUGAGAGCUUCUUUGUCUGAUCUGUCAAGCCUUGAAGAUGUCGAAGGGAUGAGUGUGCGCCAGCUGAAGGAAAUUUUGGCUCGGAAUUUUGUCAACUUUUCUGGCUGUUGUGAAAAAUGGGAGCUGGUAGAGAAAGUAAACAGAUUAUACAAAGAGAAUGAAGAAAACCAGAAGUCACAUGGUGAGCGGCUGCAGCUACAGGACGAGGAGGAUGACAGCCUGUGUCGCAUCUGCAUGGACGCCGUCAUCGACUGCGUCCUGCUUGAGUGUGGCCACAUGGUCACCUGCACCAAGUGCGGCAAGCGUAUGAGUGAGUGUCCCAUCUGCCGGCAGUACGUGGUGCGGGCCGUGCACGUGUUCAAGUCCUAAAGCCAAGGGCACACCCAGCAGGACACUAGCCCCCUACUUGAUCCCAAACAUUUCAGUGCACAAAAGGGACUGGAAGUUGUUCAAAGGCUGAAGUUAUUUUUAAAAAUUUUCACUACUCAUUAUGGACAGAAAGUUUCACCCUGAGGUAAGGAAACGUUGGUCCAUGCCAGAAGCUUGUCUGCCUGUGGACAAACCAAGUGACCCUGAUUCUGUCAGGUUUUAUUAUACAUCCCAUGAUCACAGAUUGUUGAAGUCAGUUGUUUACAACGUAUCAGCUACUGCUUUCUUUGGAGGACACUUACCCUGGUUUCCUAUUUCUCUUCCAUCCUAUUUUUAACUUAAACUGCUCAGUUGUUUGAAACUUUGUUCCCUGGGAAUAAGCUCACUGUCCACAAGUGACUAGUGGCACCCACUGAGAAGCGGUCCCUUGGAACGUUCAUUCCCUUAGUCAUGAAAUUGUAAAUGCUAAUAAUUGAUGAAUAUAAGUUUCCAUAUUUUUGCUAUUCCCUGCACUUAAACAUAAUUGGGAACAACUGGCAUUCUGUCACCAGGGCCUAGACUAAACCUGUUUUUGUUCAGGUAUGGCUUUUUAUAGCAAGGGCUGCAUCUAGCUGAUUUCAUUAGAGGAGUGUGGGUGUUCUUUAUUAAUGUGUAAUUAGUUUACACUGUUUUGUAGAGUGAAAGUGUAUUUUCAGUGGUACCUGCUAGCUAAUUUCAACUUUAGGCAUAAAAUUAAAAAUUAGAUUUUAAAAAA
Choloepus didactylus (southern two-toed sloth) is the source of this 2603-nucleotide messenger RNA. It is a transcript of the gene RNF34, whose product is annotated as ring finger protein 34. The record is from RefSeq and is a predicted model, not a curated record. NCBI's taxonomy places the organism in Eukaryota, Metazoa, Chordata, Mammalia, Pilosa, Megalonychidae. Gene Ontology annotation, molecular function: ubiquitin protein ligase activity. Bases 716 to 1849 code for a protein of 377 amino acids. The transcript is spliced from 6 exons. Gene Ontology annotation, cellular component: plasma membrane; cytoplasm. Gene Ontology annotation, biological process: protein K48-linked ubiquitination; negative regulation of extrinsic apoptotic signaling pathway via death domain receptors; proteasome-mediated ubiquitin-dependent protein catabolic process.